Molecule: messenger RNA, 1493 nt
Organism: Haliotis rufescens (red abalone)
Lineage: Eukaryota; Metazoa; Mollusca; Gastropoda; Lepetellida; Haliotidae
Product: carboxypeptidase B-like
Exons: 11
Coding region: 16-1359 (447 amino acids)
Biological process (GO): proteolysis
Molecular function (GO): metallocarboxypeptidase activity; zinc ion binding
Source: RefSeq, a predicted model, not a curated record
CUUAAGACCGUGUGGAUGUCAGCUGUGAGACAGUCGACUUCAAGCUCCACCAGAGCCAUGAAGGUGUUAGCAACCCUCCUACUUGUGGUCGUCGCAAGUAUCGCGACUGCAAAGAAAUCCUAUCAUGGGCACCGACUUGUGUCAGUGAAAGCUGUGGACAGACAACAGUUCGAUGUACUGGAUCAGAUGCUCAAGACAGCUCAACCAUGGCUGGACUUUUGGAGCUUACCGGCGAUCAAUAAGACAUCGGUCAUCCGGGUCCCUCCUGGCAGCUAUGACCUGUUCGUGAAGAGGAUGGGCCUUGCCAACAUCGGCGUCACGCUCAAGGAGAACGAUGUAGAGGACUUUCUACAGCGCUCCCGCAUGCCUGUGAGCGGCCCACACGCUAAAACCUCCCCAUUCAUUGGCUGGACUGGCGGCAUCACCACCCACACAGCCUACAAGCGAUACCAAGAGUUUGUAGACCUUCUGACUGGUAUGCGGAACUCGUUCCCUGCUCUGGUGAAGGAGGUUGGAGUUCUCAACACGCAGACUUACGAGGGAAGGAGCAUCAGCUACAUCAGACUCGGCACAGGGGGAGAUAAGCCAGUGAUUUUUAUCGAGGGAUUGAUUCACGCCAGGGAGUGGAUUGUAGGCGGCAGCCUCAUGUACUUUAUGGACAGGCUGCUCAGCCGGUACGGUCUGGACGCUGAGGCCACCUUUCUUCUUGACACGUACGACUUUUACGUGGUGCCGGUGACAAAUCCAGAUGGCUACGAGUACAGCCAUACUUCUCAACGGCUUUGGAGAAAGAACCGUUCCGUUCCUCGCAAUGGAUGCCGUGGUGUUGAUCUGAACAGGAAUUUCGAUGCCUUCUGGGGUACCUCGGGCGUGAGCAACAACUGCAACAGCGACGUCUACUGCGGCCCGUCUGUGUUCUCUGAGGCGGAGGCUCAGGGUAUCAGAAACAAAGUAUCUGAGAUCAACGCCGGAGGUCAGCGACUCCACGCCUACCUCGCUGUUCACUCCUACUCUCAGCUUGUACUUACGCCCUACUCGUACGACUACGUCAAACCAGACAACUUUGUUGAAGUCGAAGCGGCUGCUGCAGAAAUGACGGACGCGCUGAGACUUCCCUUCAACACAGAUUACAGAUGGGGCCACGGCCCCACCACCCUGUACCCUGUGUCCGGGGCUAGCGACGACUGGGGGAUGCUGGGAGGCGGAGCGCGAUACACCUACACCUAUGAGCUGCGUCCAAGGGAAGCUAACUUUGAGAUCAGCCCCUCCAACAUCAUCCCCAAUGGCUAUGAGUUCUGGCUCUCUGUUGUUGCCUUGGGGUGCAACAUGAAUGGAAUAUCGGCAACAUGUAAUUUCUAGUUUUUGAAAUUAAAUCUUGAAAAUAAUUCGUUAAUUUUUGGUAUCGUUACUCGUUAUAUUGUAAAAUGUGGUCUUUAUUUUGUAUGAUUUCACAGACGUAAUCGGAAAAUAAAUAUAUCAAUUGAUACAAUCGA